CGGUCGGAGGAAUCUGAGGUGCGGUUCUGGGCCGCGUGGGCGCCCCUGGUCGGGCUCGGCGCUCGCAGACCCUGUGGCUCUCGGCCGGGACGCGGGACAGCCCGGCGCGCGGCGGGGGCGCGAGGUGGAGCCGGCGGGGACGGCCAAUGCGAAACUGGCUGGUGCUGUUGUGCCCGUGCGUGCUCGGGGCCGCGCUGCACCUCUGGCUGCGGCUGCGCUCCCCGCCGCCCGCCCGCGCCUCCGGGGCCGGUCCGGCAGAUCAGACGGCCUUAUUUCCUCAGUGGAAAUCUAAUCGUUAUGAUGUGGUAGUCGGUGUGUUGUCAGCUCGCAAUAACCGUGAACUUCGAAAUGUGAUAAGAAACACCUGGCUGAAGCAUUUGCUAGCACACCCAGCGUUAAGUCAGCGUGUGCUUGUGAAGUUCAUAAUAGGUGCUCGUGGCUGUGAAGUGCCUGUGGAGGACAGAGAGGACCCGUACUCCUGCAGACUGCUCAAUAUCACGAGUCCAGUAUUGAAUCAGGAAAUCGAGGCAUUCAGUCUCUCCGAAGAUGCUUCGUCAGGGCUGUCUGAGGACCGAGUUGUCAGCGUGAGCUUCCGUGUCCUCUACCCAAUCGUGAUCACCAGUCUUGGUGUGUUCUACGAUGCCAGUGAUGCAGGUUUCCAGAGAAACGUCACAGUCAAGCUUUAUCAGGCCGAGCAGGAGGAGGCCCUGUUCGUUGCUCGCUUCAGUCCUCCAAGCUGUGGUGUACAGGUGAACAAGCUGUGGUAUAAGCCUGUGGAGCAGUUCAUCUUGCCAGAGGUACAGGGCACCAUGAAGACUGGCGCUGGUGCGGUCCUUCACCGAGUGGGAGCGUGCUGCCCGGGGCAGUCCCAGAGCUUUGAAGGUACAAUUGUGUGGGAGAGCCAAGACCUCCAUGGCCUGGUAUCAAGAAACCUUCACAAAGUGGCAGUAAACGAUGGAGGGGGCGUUCUCAGAGUCAUCACAGCUGGCGAGGGCCUGCUGCCCCAUGAAUUCCUGGAAGGUGUGGAGGGAGUCGCAGGUGGUUUUAUCUACACUAUUCAGGAGGGCGAUGCUCUGUUGCGCAGCCUCCAUUCCCGGCCUCAGAGAAUGGUGACUCAUCUGAGGGGUCUGCGGGAAGAAGAUGCCUUACUGGAGGAGGAGGGCCGCGCCCAUGACGACAUCGUCUUUGUGGAUGUCGUGGACACUUACCGAAAUGUCCCUGCAAAGCUGCUCAGCUUCUAUAGAUGGACCAUGGAGACCACCAGCUUCCGUUUGUUGCUGAAGACAGAUGACGACUGUUACAUAGACUUAGAAGCUGUAUUUAACCGAAUUGCCCAGAAGAAUCUGGAUGGGCCUAAUUUUUGGUGGGGAAAUUUCAGGUUGAACUGGGCAGUGGACCGAACUGGAAAGUGGCAGGAGCUGGAGUACCCUAGCCCAGCGUACCCUGCCUUUGCGUGUGGGUCUGGGUACGUGAUCUCCAGGGACAUCGUUGACUGGCUGGCAAGCAACUCAGGGAGGUUAAAGACCUACCAGGGGGAAGAUGUGAGCAUGGGCAUUUGGAUGGCGGCCAUAGGACCUAGAAGACACCAGGCCAGCCUGUGACAACACUUCUCUCCAGGUCUCUGCAUCUGCUUUUGUCUUCUGGUAUUCUUAUCAGGGAAGGAUGAACCAUACCUGUCGGCCGCUUCAUACUCUUCCAUUCCCCACCUGCAAGUGAUUUAGAAUUCACCUAGAGAGGCCAGGAAAUUGGCCAGCUAAUGGAGUAAUUUGAAAGCAAUUCCCACAGGUGGCUCUUCUUCAGAAAUAAUGUUCCAGCCCCAAGCAUUUAUGGAGUAAGUUUCUUGCAUUAGAAAAUACGUGAGAACUGCACAAAGGUAAAAUAUGGAAUAACGAGGUCAAAACAAGAUGGCAAGUCCAUCAGGGAUGAAAAUGCAUGGAUUCUUAGCUUCACAGCCUGAGAAGCCAGACUGAGGAUAUAAGGGACGCUGCACACAUGGCCAAGUGCCAAGCUUCAGGAAGGACAUCUCUGGUGAACCCGGGUACAUAAAGGGAGCUUCACCUGAGGACUACUUUUCUCUCCCCCCAAAAAUCACUCCCUUCCAGAAACCUCAACUGUGUCUCCAGGCUGCUUCUACUGGGAGUGAGAUGUUGCUGGCUUGCUUACUCCAGACUGCUCUUGGCUGCUGAAAUGGCCCCAGGAAAGCACCUACAGCUCAUUUAGACGACAACAGCCCCAAGAGAUGGAGAAAAGCAGAAACACUGAGAACUUCCUGUGCUACCCCAGAAGAACUUAGUUCCAGCUGUAAGUCCACACAGGAAAGGAUGCCAGGUCAC
This is a messenger RNA of Castor canadensis (American beaver), 2333 nucleotides long. It is a transcript of the gene B3galnt2, whose product is annotated as beta-1,3-N-acetylgalactosaminyltransferase 2. Gene Ontology annotation, molecular function: UDP-glycosyltransferase activity; hexosyltransferase activity. Gene Ontology annotation, cellular component: Golgi membrane. Gene Ontology annotation, biological process: protein O-linked glycosylation. Lineage: Eukaryota; Metazoa; Chordata; Mammalia; Rodentia; Castoridae. The record is from RefSeq and is a predicted model, not a curated record.